Gymnogyps californianus (California condor) is the source of this 1308-nucleotide messenger RNA. RefSeq names its product mitotic arrest deficient 2 like 1 (gene MAD2L1). The record is from RefSeq and is a predicted model, not a curated record. Gene Ontology annotation, biological process: mitotic spindle assembly checkpoint signaling. NCBI's taxonomy places the organism in Eukaryota, Metazoa, Chordata, Aves, Accipitriformes, Cathartidae. The transcript is spliced from 5 exons. Gene Ontology annotation, cellular component: kinetochore; cytoplasm; nucleoplasm. The coding region runs from base 1 to 621 and encodes 206 amino acids.
AUGGCCAAGCAGCUCGGCCGGGACCAGCAGGGCAUCACCCUGCGGGGCAGCGCCGAGAUCGUCGCCGAGUUUUUCUCCUAUGGAAUCAACAGCAUCCUCUACCAGCGGGGCAUCUACCCCCCUGAGACCUUCACCCGCGUCCAGAAGUACGGGCUCACCCUCCUCGUCACCACCGACCCCGAGCUGAAGAACUACCUCAACAACGUGGUGGAGCAGAUGAAAGAGUGGCUGUACAAGUGCAUUGUGCAGCGCCUGGUGGUGGUCAUCUCGAGUAUCGAAAACAAUGAGGUUCUGGAGCGGUGGCAGUUUGACAUAGAGUGUGACAAAACUGCAAAAGAUGAGAGUGCACCAAGAGAAAAAUCUCAGAAAGCUAUUCAGGAUGAAAUUCGAUCUGUUAUCAGACAAAUAACUGCCACAGUAACUUUUCUGCCACUGUUGGAAACUGCCUGUGCCUUUGACUUGCUGAUAUACACAGAUAAAGAUUUGGCAGUGCCAGAAAAGUGGGAAGAGUCAGGACCGCAAUUCAUAGCCAAUUCGGAAGAGGUUCGUCUUCGUUCCUUCACUACUACAAUCCACAAAGUAAAUAGUAUGGUGGCUUACAAAAAGGAUUCCCUCCCCUAAGACAUGGGGGUAUUCUGUAUAUAUCCUCUCACCUUGUAUAGUUUCUGUUCAUCGUGCAGCUGAGUCAUGAACACAUCAUUACUGUUGCUCUUGCUGAAGUAUGAUACAGAAAAAAGGCAACGUGUUUGUGGUAUAACACUAGACUAAGCUGGCAUUGUUUUUAAAGAGGUCUAAAUAAGGUAUUCAUAAUGAUAGUUCAAUUCUUACUUAAUUGUAUGAGCUAAACUAAUGGUGUGUUAAACUACCGCAUUCACUAUAACUGCCUAAACCUAGGGUUAAUUGCUAGAAUUGUGUUCAAAUCCUGUAAUUUAGUAUUUUAAGAUUAUUAUUAUAAACUGCAUUCUAUUAGCAGGCUUAAGUUCCCUCUGGCACUAAAAAAAAAAAAAAUAUCUCACUCCUCACAUGCCAGUUCAUGUUACAAGCCUGGUCUGUUUUACUACCAGCAACAAUCCUAAAAUGAAUCAACAGAACAAUUCUGAAGUUACUUGUACCUCUUUACAAUGAAAGCAGCUGUUUAUCAGGAAAGUCUUAAAUAUGUGAAGCCUUGUACAUUAAUGACUGCUGGACUCCAGUUCUGGGGAUGGUGUUGUUCUAAGUUGGUGUAUGUCUCUAGUGUCUGUCAAGCAUUUUCUAUGUUUGUAUUCUUGUUUUACAGAAUAAAGCUUCAAACUGUAUAGUGUUCUCUAA